This is a messenger RNA of Oldenlandia corymbosa var. corymbosa, 2168 nucleotides long. NCBI's taxonomy places the organism in Eukaryota, Viridiplantae, Streptophyta, Magnoliopsida, Gentianales, Rubiaceae. The record is from the annotation of a GenBank genome assembly.
GUUUCAGUCUAUUGCAGAAAGAACAGCAAGAAAACACAAAAAGAGAGGGAAAAACAGGGCAGCAAAAAAGGCGAAGGACAAACAGGGUGAACAUGAAGAUCGAAGAGGUUCAAUCUACUACGAAGAAGCAGAGAAUUGCAACUCAUACCCACAUUAAAGGCCUUGGCCUAGAGCUCAAUGGAACAGCAAUGCCCUUGGCCUCAGGGUUUGUGGGUCAGGCUUCAGCCAGAGAAGCUUGUGGCCUUGUCGUUGAUAUGAUUCGCCAGAAAAAAAUGGCAGGGAGGGCGCUUCUGCUUGCUGGACCUCCAGGCACUGGUAAAACGGCUCUCGCCCUCGGCAUUUCCCAAGAGCUUGGGAGCAAGGUUCCUUUCUGCCCAAUGGUGGGAUCAGAGGUAUAUUCAUCUGAAGUAAAGAAGACUGAAGUUUUGAUGGAGAAUUUCCGUCGUGCUAUUGGUCUGCGAGUAAAGGAAAAUAAGGAAGUUUAUGAAGGAGAGGUCACAGAAUUGACACCUGAAGAGACAGGAAGCGAGACUGGUGGAUAUGGUAGAAGUAUUAGCCAUGUUGUUAUUGGGCUGAAAACCGUCAAAGGAACUAAGCAAUUGAGGCUGGAUCCCACAAUAUAUGAUGCACUCAUCAAAGAAAAGGUGGCUGUUGGCGAUGUUAUAUACAUUGAAGCCAACAGUGGAGCAGUUAAAAGGGUGGGCAGGAGUGAUGCCUUUGCCACUGAAUUUGAUCUUGAGGCUGAAGAAUAUGUUCCACUGCCUAAAGGGGAGGUUCAUAAAAAGAAGGAGAUAGUUCAGGAUGUCACGCUGCAUGAUCUUGAUGCUGCAAAUGCAAGGCCUCAGGGAGGACAAGACAUAAUGUCUCUGAUGAGUCAGAUGAUGAAACCAAGGAAAACAGAAAUCACUGACAAGUUACGGAUGGAAGUAAAUAAGGUUGUUAACCGGUAUAUUGAUGAAGGAGUGGCGGAGCUUGUUCCUGGGGUUUUAUUUAUUGAUGAGGUCCAUAUGCUGGAUAUGGAGUGCUUUUCAUAUCUGAAUCGAGCUCUGGAAAGUUCUCUGUCACCAAUAGUUAUUUUUGCAACAAACAGGGGGAUAUGUAAUGUCAGAGGAACCGAUAUGCAUAGUCCUCAUGGCAUACCACUCGAUCUGCUAGACCGCUUGGUGAUUGUACGAACUGUGACUUAUGGUCCAGCUGAGAUGAUACAGAUAUUAGCUAUCCGUGCUCAGGUGGAGGAACUGGUCAUAGAUGAAGAAAGUUUGGCAUACCUUGGUGAGGUUGGACGUCAAGCAUCUUUAAGGUCUGAUAAUAGCUAUUUGGAAAUUUGAUCUGGUAUCUUAAUUUUCAAGCACUUGACACUUCCAAAUUUGCUUGUUCACUCAGGCACGCGGUUCAGUUAUUAUCACCAGCCAGUAUUGUGGCUAAGAUGAAUGGACGAGACAACAUAUGCAAGGCGGACCUUGAAGAAGUGAGCACUCUUUAUCUAGAUGCGAGGGCUUCAGCUAGACUUCUUCAGGAGCAGGAAGGAUACAUCUCAUAAUGGAGAAAUUUGCAGUUGCAUUGCAUUGAGGGAUUCUUUUUGGGUCUGGUGACGUUUUUAGUUUUGGAAGUGUUAUUGCACAAAUUCAUUGAGCUUCUUACUUUUAGAGUGACAGUUUGUCAUGCUGACCACUUUGACAUGGUUUUGGGGCCGUUUGAUCUUCUUACACUGUAAUCCGACCAAACAAGCUCCAUUUCCAAAUUCUAGUAGUAUUAUAUAGCUAAUACUUCUUCUCUUCCACCGCUCUUUAAAACUGGUAUAUGUUUUUUUAUGUAUUUGGGAUAGAAUCUGUUGAUCAAUUUGGUUGGUGAAUAGUAAGCUAAAUGGUUUGAGCCGGAACCGGUUUAUCUGUGUAAAAAUUUCUUUUGUACUGUGUUCCUCAGAACUAGACAGAUUUGAGUUAGAUUCAGAUUUUCAUACUAAAUACUCUCCGGCGUCAAUAUCUUAAGGUACAACUUAAAUAGGACCUGAGAGAAUCUUUUUCAUUCCAGGGAAAGCACAAGCAGGUGACAUUGAAUAUGAUAGCAGCGUAGUGUGUGUAACACACGCCUGCUGUUUGAGUAAUUUGCUUCGCAUUACAUUGCUUCGGUGUCGGUAUGAAGUCAAAAGAGGGCAAUGCAGUUGGCAG